Molecule: messenger RNA, 3595 nt
Organism: Acinonyx jubatus (cheetah)
Lineage: Eukaryota; Metazoa; Chordata; Mammalia; Carnivora; Felidae
Gene: MTX3
Product: metaxin 3
Exons: 9
Coding region: 48-986 (312 amino acids)
Biological process (GO): mitochondrion organization
Cellular component (GO): SAM complex
Source: RefSeq, a predicted model, not a curated record
UUGAGCGUUUAAGUACUUCCGGGGUAACAAAGGUCGGCCCCGGCAAGAUGGCGGCCCCCUUGGAGCUCAGUUGCUGGGGAGGUGGCUGGGGGCUCCCAUCGGUGCACAGCGAGUCCCUGGUGGUGAUGGCUUACGCCAAAUUUUCUGGUGCACCCUUGAAAGUCAAUGUCAUAGAUAACACCUGGAGAGGUUCAAGAGGAGAUGUACCAAUUUUGACAACUGAAGACAACAUUGUUUCUCAGCCUGCGAAAAUACUAAACUUUUUGAGAAAACAGAAAUAUAAUGCUGAUUAUGAACUCUCAGCAAAACAGGGGGCAGAUACACUGGCUUACAUUGCUCUCCUUGAAGAGAAGCUUCUUCCUGCAGUGCUUCACACAUUCUGGGUUGAGAGUGACAAUUACUUUGCUGUGACAAAGCCAUGGUUUGCUUCACGAAUUCCUUUUCCCUUGAGUUUGAUCCUGCCUGGAAGGAUGUCUAAGGGAGCACUGAAUAGAAUUCUCCUGACUAAAGGAGAGCCUCCCCUUUACCACCUCCGAGAAGUGGAAGCUCAGAUAUACAGAGAUGCCAAGGAGUGCCUAAAUCUUCUGUCAAACAGAUUGGGAACAUCUCAGUUUUUCUUUGGAGAUACGCCAUCUACCUUGGAUGCCUACGUGUUUGGUUUUCUUGCACCUCUUUAUAAAAUAUGCUUUCCUAAAGUUCAAUUACAAGAACAUUUGAAACAGCUCUCCAACCUGUGCCGCUUUUGUGAUGACAUCCUAAAUAGUUAUUUUAAGCUUAGUCUUGGAGGCACCUCUCCUGCUGGUCAAGAAACAGUAGACGCAAAUCUGCAGAAACUCACACAACUUGUAAAUAAGGAAUCCAACUUGAUUGAAAAGAUGGAUGACAAUCUUCGCCAAAGCCCUCAACUUCCUCCUCGGAAACUGCCAACACUCAAAUUGACUCCAGCAGAAGAUGAAAAUAAUUCCUUACAACGACUAUCACCCUGACAGUCAUCAUGCUUUGUGUCCACAGUCAUGAUUAUUGCAGUAAUCUCUUACACUAAGUGUGAAGGCAAAAAGAAAAUGCCAUUAGUAGGUAUAAGGGAGACUCUAAAAAGAAACUUUCUAUGACAUCUAUUUUUUCUUAAUUAGGAAGCUUGUAUUUUGACCUGGCAGUGCACUUUAGAUAACAUCAAAGUGAAUGCUAAAUGAACUUGGGGAACAAAGAAAACAUAUUGUACUGUAUAUUAAAAAAAACCAAAAACCUGCCUUAAUCUUGGCAGAUUUUUGCCUUUAUUUCAUAUGUUGCUGACCAAAAGCUAGAAUUCUGUUCUGAAUGUGCACUCUUAUUUAUUCAAGUUAUUUUAUUAAUUUCGUUUUCUUAGAACAGUUUGAAUAUCUAAUAUGUGGCUCUUUGAGGCUUUUUUCUUCUGUUUAGAAAUUUGAUGACUUUAGACAUUAGGAAAAAUGUAAUAUUCUAAUAUUCUAUUCACUUCAAUAGAAAAGUCUAUUUAAAAAACAAAGAGGAAUGUGCUUUUUAAUUAUGCUCUCAGAAGUGUAAUCUUUUGGGAGGAUUAGUACCAUAUAUAUGUAUAUAUAUAAAUAUCAAAGGUGGUUACAUAUAAUAUUCAUCUGACUAUAUGCACUUCUGGUAUUUGCUGAUGUGUUCAAUAUAAGGUUGGCAAGGACGCUUUUAGUUUAUUGGGCAAAUGUGGCAGCUUUAGACCUGUGUAUUUGUAGUACAUUUUUAACUUUAGUAAUCUCUUUCUUGGAUUGAUUUCAGGAGAACUGAGUAUGUUGGUCAUCGUUAUUACGCCAGGCUGUAAAGUCUUACUGGAAUUUGCCCAGUUGUUAGACCUUCCUCAGCCAGAGUAAUAGAAGUACCUACUGUGUGCCUGGUCCAAGUUCACCAGGCUUGGUUCAGACCAGUGUUCUUUCAGAAGAAGCCUAUCAUGUAGUCAAAAGCGUUAUGGCAACUUAUUAUUUUCCAUAUAGUUAAACUACAACAGUUGAAUGAUCCAGUGGAAUAUGCGGAGAUAACAAUAGUUUUUAAAGAACAUUUUGUACUUAUUGGUUACUGAACUGUUGAAGGAUUUGUUGUGCAGGUGGUUUUGCUUAGAAUAGAAUCUUGCAUACUUUCGUGGCUGAGGUGCUCCUGUUGUCCUAAAACCACUUCUGGGUUUUUUUAAUUAUGGGCUCAUGUUUUUGAUUAGUGUCUUAAAAGAUUACUAUGGUGCUCAGCAAAUCUUAUCACAUCCUGCAGAAACUCCCGUGUUAAGAAAACAGUUUUGUAGUCAAGAGACUCCCCUAAUUUGAGCUGAAUGGAGCUCAGCUGUAUUUGACCCGCAUCCUCCCAGUUUGUUCAUGUAUUAGGUAUUAUACAGGAGUCUUUAAGUCACUGUAAAUAUUUUUUCUUGAAAGUUUUAAUUAAAUGAGAAACAAGGUAAUCUUCAAAAUCUUGUUCAUCUGUUUGGAUGCAUUUAGGGAAAGUAACGAGUUUCACAUCACUUAUACAACAGGUUUGUGUGUUUUGUAUUAAUUUUCCAUUAGACUCCAGCAUCCAAAACCUGUAUGAAUAUUCUAUGUUGAAAAUCAUUACCAUAGGACUUUAUUGUCCCCUGGCGUCCAUGUAUAUUGGAGAAGGGUGGUUAACACAUUAAUCAGACAUCUGGUUAUGCUGUAGUUAGAGUUGAUCAUUUUCAAUCAUGAUUUAUAUUAAACCUUCUAAGAAGCAUUUGAAGUGGCUUAAAAUUGUCAAAUACAUAAAACAGGACAAUUAAAAUUAGUUUUUGGAAUACUAAAAAAUGGGGGAGAGAGAGCUAUACCAACCCUAACAGAUUCUAAAAUCAAGUGGUAAAUUUAACUCCCAAAUUUCUCCAUGGUCACAGUCCAAAGUAAUACUGGGUUAUGUAACAGUUUUCUGUCAGUAAAACUACUAAUGCCCAUGGUAAGAAAUGUGUUCAAAUUUUUAUAAGAAUGUGAGAUCAUGUUCUUUUGACACAGAAUUCAGCCAGUAAUCAUACUGUAAUAUUUCAUGUAUUGAAAGUUUAAUGAAAAGACAUCAUUUUAGAAUGACAAGGAUUUGUCAUAUUUUAGUAGAAAAGACAACUGUAAAUAUGAUUUAUUUCUUUUUGGUCAUUCCUGCUUUGACUUGCCUUUAGCCUUGCAGUAGGUAGCGUCUGAUGUUUCCAGACUACCUUUCCUAAGAUGCAAAAUGUGAUUUACAUAAGUGAGAAUUUAUAUAUGGGGCUACUUAGUUUAAGAGCAUUUUGGGGACUGGCCAACAAGAUGCUCGGAAGCUCUAACUGAGUAUAACCUGCUCCAGGGAGCAGCCACACAUAUAGGAAGCUCUUAGAAAGGAACAGCUUUCCAGAUUGGGAAGAGAAUUUGCGAUCAGCCUGGCAGGAUGUGCUUUGGAUAAAGUUUGAGUUUGCCGAGAUGGAUGGCCCACAGUCUUAAAAUACUGUGAGCUAUUUUCUUUUGGAUGUGAUGGUGGAAUAUGAUAAAAGGGACUAUGUGUUUAUGUUUGGUGCUAGUACAGGAUUAGAAAAUUGAUCAGAUAAUUCCCAUAAGAUAAAGAUCCCUCAUCAACACAUUGUCAUCAGUCAUCUAUAAGA